AUGUCUCGUACUCAACAAAAACUGCAAGCGAUGUCAGCGCAAGAAUUACUGAUUCAAGAAAAAAAACGUAUCAUAGAAGAAAAAUUACGUUUAGAUAAUGCGAAGAAAACUAAUCCUAAUGAUUCUGUUCCACAAAAUACUAUCAACAAUACUGUCGAACAUCAAACAAUGGGAAAUAAUGCUUUUAGAAACGAUGGGUCAUUUCUUGAACAAUUCCGAAAAACUCAAGGACAACCUUCAACAUUGAUUCCUUCAGAUGUAAAAUAUCUGAAUAACAAUACGCAACAAUCAUUGUCUCGUGGAUCAAAAUAUCUAGCUACCAAUGGUUAUUCACAGUGCGGACCAUCAUGGUUUCCUUCUAGUUCGCAACCUCCAUCUAUGUUUGAUCAACGCAGUGGGUCGCCAUCGUUUCCUGUACCUCCAUUAUCAUUCAACCCAUCUGCAUUACCACCACCACCGCUUCCUCCUUCAUUUAAUGUACCAUCAAUUUUCCCCCCAUCUUCAUUACCUACCACAAGUAACCCGUCAAACUAUGCUCCUCCUACAACAUCGUUUGCCUUACCAUCACCUGAACUUCUUUCAAAAAUGCUUCAAACACCACCUCCACCACUACCAGUUCCUGCUCCAAUAAAUAACCCAUCAACAACGACAACAGCAAAUAUUAAUAUCAAUAAUGCUGAUCUCUACGAUCCAUUAAAAGCUGAAGACGAAGAUGAAGAAGAUAACGAACAAAAAAAGACGCCAACUCAAAAACCAGCAAGUCGAACAUUCAACAUAAAAAAAGAAUAUACAAUUAAAAUAGAGCCAAAUUCAUCAACGAAUGCGAAUAAUAACCUUUCUUCCAUAGAGCAUGAACAACAGAAACAUGAUAAUGGUGGAAAUCGUCGACGGCAAGUCGCCACCACAUCGACCGAGCUUUCUUCUUCGUCGGCGUUGUGGUGGGAUGACAAUGAAGAUUCCGAUGAAGGAAAGACAAAUUCAGUGAAUAAAUCAAUGACUGAUACUCAGAAAGCAGAAGAAAAUAAUCGUAAACGUAAAUCACGUUGGGGUAAUCAUAGCGUUAAACAAGAACCCAGUGAAUAUAAAUUUGUUGAACAAAUUCAUGAAGCCACGGAAAAAGCAAAAAGGUUUGUUACACAACUUAAUGAACAAAUGAAAUUAUAUCCUGAAGGAUAUGAUGGAACAAAAAUGAGCGUUGAACAACGCGGACAAUAUGUUGAACAGAAAGAACUUCAAUCAAUCUAUCAGACAAUGAUGGUUAAAAGACGCGAAUUAGAAAAUUUAGCUAGACAGCAACAACAUAAACGUGAAUAUGAUUCAGAUGAAGAAACUGAUAGUAAAGCAGGAACAUGGGAACACCGAUUACGUGCAACCGAAAUGGAUAUAACAAGAGAAUGGGCAGUUAAAUUAACGGAUAUGGCAUAUGGAAAACAUCACAUUGGUGAUUUUAUUCCAGCACAUGAAUUAGAAAAAUUCAUGAAAACUUAUUCAGCACUAAAAGACGGUGAAACACCUGAUGUUUCUGAUUAUCGAGAUUUUAAAAUUCAAGCUGAAAAUAUUGGUUAUCGUCUUUUGGAAAAAUUUGGAUGGAAAGAAGGGCAAGGUCUAGGUAAAAAUUCACAAGGAAUAGUCACCCCUGUUAAUAAAGGAACAACACCAGUACAUCAUGCAGGUCUUGGGCAAGAUCGUCCAUCAGAAUUAGAUCGUAAUGAUGAUGAAUUCCAAAUGUAUCGUAAACGUAUGAUGCUUGCCUAUAGAUUUCGACCGAAUCCAUUAAACAAUCCACGUCGAGAUUAUUAUUGA
Molecule: messenger RNA, 1803 nt
Organism: Rotaria socialis
Lineage: Eukaryota; Metazoa; Rotifera; Eurotatoria; Philodinida; Philodinidae
Source: the annotation of a GenBank genome assembly